Molecule: messenger RNA, 1701 nt
Organism: Saccostrea cuccullata (small rock oyster)
Lineage: Eukaryota; Metazoa; Mollusca; Bivalvia; Ostreida; Ostreidae
Exons: 1
Coding region: 1-1701 (566 amino acids)
Molecular function (GO): ubiquitin protein ligase activity; zinc ion binding; protein binding
Source: RefSeq, a predicted model, not a curated record
AUGGAUCCUCAGCAUAGCGCUCAAGAUGUCCAGCGAUGUGAAAUCUGCGAUGUUAAUGUGGUGGAAAUGUAUUGUACAUCCUGUCCCUUUAACCUAUGCAAGGCAUGUGUCGGGAAUCACCUGUCUGACGAGCCUCAAAAACACAAAAUUGUCAAGUAUCAAGAAAGAAAAAAUGUGCCCAUUUUACCUAAAUGCAACAUCCAUCCUCAAGAUCGAUGCGAGAACUAUUGUGAAGACUGCGAGAUGCCCGUAUGUUCCUCGUGUAUUGCAUCUGAUUUGCACGAGCGACACAAAUUUCCAAAAAUUACUCAGAUCUCUAGCAGAAUAAAAGAAGUCAUCAAAAAUGACAUUAAUGAGUUGGAAGACGUCAUUAACCCUUCCUACAAAGACAUAGUCAAGCAACUAGAAUCUGAAAUCGCUGAAGUUGAUGAAAAAUACAAUGCAACAAUAAAAGGCAUAGAGGAACAAGGUGAAAAAUGGCAUCAAAAAAUUAAUCUUAUUGUUAGAACAAACAGAGAGGAAACUGAAAAAAUGAGAAAACAGCAGCUCGAGGCUCUGAAAGAACAACUGAAAAUGUUUAAUCAACUCCUCUCAAAAAUUGAAGAAUCAUUAAGAUCAAAUAAAGACAUUCUUAAGUCUUUAGAUGUUUCUAAAUCGUUAUCAUACUCGAGCCAAAAUUCUGCACUGAAGGCUCUACCACCGAAAGUUAAUGUCUCAGUUCCGCAGUUUUCACCCAAGACGAUUACGAAUGAGCAGAUUUCAGAGAUGUUCGGUACGAUAAAUGGGUUUUCCAUCACAAGUCAGGAGCAUGGAUAUCAGAUCAACGUGGAAGACGAGGACAACACGGUACAAAAAGAGCUGCUUCUUGAACCGCAGGUUACGUACAUUUUAGACACAGGACUUCAGGAUCAGGGAAGUAUAACUUGUCUGAAUGAUGAGGAAAUAUGGACGUCUGGCUUUGACAGUGCUUUAAAACUCUUCAAAGUUGGUAUGCCCUCUCAUAUAAUUCGUCUUAGCUUUGGAGUACUGGGAUCAGCAGUUGUAAAAGAAGUGUGCACGGAAAUUGGAUACAAAGACAUUACUGUGACCAGAACUGGAGAACUGAUUUACUGUAAUAGAUCUUCCAAAAUAUUAAAAAUCACAAGAAAUAAAAUGGAUCUGAAGAUCAACAUAAAUGAUUGGGUCAUUUUGAAUGUCUGUACCACAGUAUGUGAUGAGCUUUUGGUAAUGAUGGUUAAUGCCAGUAAAACACAAUCUAAAGUCGUCCGUUUUGCCAAUUCAAAGGAGAAACAAUCAAUUCAGUUUGACGAUGAAGGAAAACCCUUGUUUUCAUUAGGCAUUUCAAGCAAAUAUAUAAGAGAAAAUAAAAACAGAGAUAUUUGUGUUGCAGAUCGUGAUGCCAGUGUUGUAGUGGUCACAAAUAAUGCCGGAUGCUUAAGAUUUCGAUACACUGGACAUAGCAGUGCUCGAGAGAAUAAACCAUUUAGUCCCUCUGGAAUAGCCAUGGACAGUCAGGCUCAAAUACUUGUGGCAGAUACUAAUAACGACUGCAUUCAUAUCAUUAAUAAAAAUGGACAAUUUCUCAGUCACUUUUUCAUCUGCAACAGACCAAUGGGGUUAGCUGUUGACAGCAAUGAUAAUCUUUUUGUUGCUGAAAAAAGCUCUGGGAAGGUAAAACGAAUCAAGUACCUACAAAACUAA